Laetiporus sulphureus 93-53 is the source of this 2993-nucleotide messenger RNA. Its product is annotated as glycosyltransferase family 39 protein. The transcript is spliced from 12 exons. Bases 189 to 2636 code for a protein of 815 amino acids. Gene Ontology annotation, cellular component: membrane; endoplasmic reticulum. Gene Ontology annotation, molecular function: dolichyl-phosphate-mannose-protein mannosyltransferase activity. The record is from RefSeq and is a predicted model, not a curated record. Gene Ontology annotation, biological process: protein O-linked glycosylation via mannose. Lineage: Eukaryota; Fungi; Basidiomycota; Agaricomycetes; Polyporales; Laetiporaceae.
GAAAGCUACAACGCGCAGUCGUACGGCGCGCUCAUACCCGCAGCAUCUUCCGAGCAGGACGUCCUCCGAACGCAAAACGUAUAAAUCCCUGUUGCCGACGACGAGAAUCCUGCUGUUCUGACCCCAUCUGUGCUGCUCGUGUACCACCCGUGAUCGGCUCGACUGCAGCCACACCCAGAAUUCAGCGCAUGAGGCCUCCGCAAGUGGUGAUCAACGUCCGCACACCUGAGGGCUCUCCGCGUACCUCGUCGGAUUUCGAAGAAAUCCAGUACCCUACAACGGAUAGUUCAAACUGGUCCGCUCCUUCUCACCGAGAGGAGGAACUACCGCUGCACUACAUGACUGAGGACACCGCUCGCCGCAGGGUCGCCAGGGGAUUGAGCGGAAACGGCGCGUACAAGGAACAUGUAUACGACUCCCAGAAAGAGUACGAGAUUUAUGACGACGAAGGGAAGGAUGUGUACUCUAAAAUGAAGGAUCUGAAAAGCCCUCUGGGCAGUGGACGUCUGCGCCGUCCACCACCGCCCCCUCCUACCACAAUAGGAGAGUUCAUCCAGCAAAACCUCGAACACAUACCCCCAAUAGUAUACACGCUUCUUUCGUGCUGGACGCGCUUCCACAAGAUCGGUCAUUCCAACCUCGUCAUCUGGGAUGAGGCGCACUUUGGGAAGUUUGGCUCUUUCUACCUGAAGCGCCAAUUCUACUUCGAUGUCCAUCCGCCACUGGGCAAGAUGCUUGUCGGUCUUGCAGGCCUGUUGUCAGGUUAUGAUGGGCAGUUCGACUUCGCAAGUGGAGCGACCUACCCGGAGUCCGUCCCAUACGUGGCUAUGCGUGUAAUGAUGGCGAUCUUCGGAGUGGCACUAGUCCCUUUAGGCUGGUACACGGCUGUCGAGCUUGGUAUGACCUGGAAGGCAUGCCACCUGGUAGCUCUAAUGGUUCUCCUUGACGUUGGCUGGCUGUGUAUCUCUCGAUUCAUCCUCUUGGAUUCUAUGCUACUGUUCUUCACAUUUACAACGGUCUUCUGUCUGUCGAAGUUACACAAUCAACAAUAUCAGUCUUUCUCGCCUGAUUGGUGGUUAUGGCUUACGCUGACAGGCGCAUCGAUAGGAUGUGUCACAAGUAUCAAAUGGGUGGGCCUUUUUGUGACGACACUGGUUGGUCUGUACACAAUUGAAGACCUCUGGGAGAAGUUUGGUGACCUUCGAAUGUCUACGCGCGACCAAUUGAGACAUUGGGGUGCACGCGUCGCAUGCCUUAUCGUCCUUCCUUUCCUGCUGUAUCUGAGCUUCUUCAAAAUCCACUUCAUGAUUCUGAACCAUUCGGGUCCUGACGAUGCGAAGAUGAGCUCUUUGUUCCAGGCGAACCUCAUUGGGAACACGUUCUCCCAGAAUCCGUUAGAGGUUGCGUACGGCUCGAAGAUUACUCUCAAGAACAUGGGUUGGGCAGGCGGUCUGCUUCAUUCUCAUGUUCAGACGUAUCCGGAUGGUUCCACACAACAGCAGGUUACGUGCUAUCAUUAUAAGGACGACAACAACGACUGGGUAGUCCUUCCACGCUGGGACGAGCCAUUAUUGAAUCCAGAGGAUCCGAUCAAGUUCCUCGGCGACGGUGAUGUCAUUCGUCUAAACCACGUUCCGACGAAACGCAACCUUCACUCUCACUCUAUUCCGGCUCCCGUGUCCAAGCUGAACAACGAAGUCUCUGGAUAUGGGAACGACGUUAUCGGCGACCUGCAUGAUUACUGGGUCGUGGAAGUCGUCGACGACCUGCGCCGCGGCAGCAAGAGUCAUGUCGACAAGAUACACUCGCUCACGACCCGUCUUAGGUUCCGUCAUCAGGCGACUGGCUGUUACCUUCGAGCUGGCAAUGAGAUAUUGCCUCAGUGGGGCUUCAGGCAAAUUGAGGUCAGCUGUGUCAAGGAGAACAACCCCAGCGACAUUUACACAUAUUGGAACGUGGAGACGCACAUUAAUGAUCGACUGCCGCCGGGCGACAGCAAGUUCUACAAAUCAUCGUUCUUAAGGGACUUCUGGCACCUCAAUGUGGCCAUGAUGACGACCAACAAUGCGCUCGUGCCUGACCCAGACAAGGAGGAUAUCUUAGCGUCCAAGCCCCUCGACUGGCCAUGGUUGCGCCUAGGAUUGCGUAUGUGCGGAUGGGGAUCCAAUCAGGCAAAAUACUAUCUCCUCGGCACACCGGUGAUCUGGUGGGGUGGGACAUUGAGUCUGCACAUUGCUGCGAUCGCAUUCGGGACAUACCUCGUACGCAUGCAACGGAAAUACGUGGAUAUGGAAACAAGGGAUUGGGAUCACUUCUUGUAUGUCUGCAAGAUUGCUGGAAUCGGCUGGUUGCUGCACUUCGUUCCCUUCUUGAUCAUGGGUCGUGUCACCUACGUGCAUCACUAUUUGCCCACGCUGUACUUCUCAGUCUUGAUGGCCGCUCAUGUGCUCGAUCAUUUCAUCUUCACUUCUCGCCGUCUAACCGAGCGUACGAAGUGGGUAGUAUUUGGAGUCAUAGUAUUUCUCAUCGUCGCCACCUUCUGGUGGUUCAAGGGAGUAGCCUUCGGUAUCGAUGGCCCUAUUAAUGACCAUUGGGGUCUCAAAUGGCGUUCUACUUGGAAUAUCUACGAAGAGUAAAGAGGGCGUCAGGAUAUCUUGUUGCUGUUUUAAUGUGUUAUAGUACUUGCUGCAAUCAUCAAUGCUGUAUGUGUCGGACACGUCACAAUACACUGCACACCAACGAUAUGGAGAGCACUGAAAGCAGCCUCAACAGUGCAUUGAUAAAAUCACGGCCGGGCUCCCCAGCCAGCUAAUCUACGGUAAAACAACAAAUAUGCACAUCGAUCGUCCCGUUCCAUUCCACCAAAUACAUCCUCAGGUCGAACAUCGGAAACAAGCUCGUCGUCUAUCCGUAUCCAAGCCGGCCGCGGCCUGUCGCUCAGAUCCCGGUUUGGAUGUAGAACGUCAAGGGUGUAAUGCCCCCCGGACGCCGAU